Messenger RNA from Babesia bigemina, 402 nucleotides. RefSeq lists its product as hypothetical. The record is from RefSeq and is a predicted model, not a curated record. The transcript has 2 exons. Bases 1 to 402 code for a protein of 133 amino acids. NCBI's taxonomy places the organism in Eukaryota, Apicomplexa, Aconoidasida, Piroplasmida, Babesiidae.
AUGGCCAAGAUGUGGACUGCAAUUUUUUUGAUGAUCGCGUCGAUGUUUUCGACCGAGUUUGGCGCGGCGAAGCUGCCGCUUAGGUUCGGGCUGCACGAGCUCGGCAAAUUUCGUCCGUUGCGCGAGACUUUCAUCCUGGUGGAACACAUGUCCACCGAAGGCGGUUUCUUGAAAGCUAACAAGCCGUAUUUGGCUCCUUUGCCGUUUGUCGCAAACGCCGGUAAAGAUGACGGCGAGAAGCACAUCACUCCGUGCUGGCUGGUGGUUGGCCAGAAAUGCGCCAUCGGGCCGCCGAUGAUGGACUUAGUUGAAGCCAGGAUGAAUCUGUUGCGGCAAAUCAUAAGGCCGAGCGAGCACAUGCCCUUCACCGUUUCCCAGAUCAACAAGCUUUUCUAUCCGUAA